CAAUAUAUUUUAUGUGGCAACAUUUUUGUCUAAACUAAACGCUUUUUAUUGAAGAUAACUAAACUUGUUAACUGUUUGAACGAUGCAUAAACAAAACGCCGUUAUUUAUAAAGCAUUGCUUGAAGCAGCUAUUUCGGCGGUAUUUACCCGUUUUUGUUAGUUUUUCAUUGCUUAUUUGUGCCAAAGACUUAACAACAUGGAAGACGGCGAGGAAAGAACAUCCGAGGAUGUCAGAAAAAUAAUAAAAACUGCAAAACUCCAUGAGUCGGAGCUAACUGAGGUGACCCAGGUGUUAAGGUUCCCUGACGCCGGCAGCCAGAAACAAAACCUAAGUCUGAUGCUGCUCGAUGCUAAUUUACUGAAAGAAAUCGAGGAGGGCAAUGAACUGAUAUUCAAAGGCGAUCCUGAAGAAAACGUCGUCCUCUGCACAUCCACCAAAACAUACGACGUUAAAGAGGCGGAGACUUCCAACAGCCUAUUAUUAGUGCCAGACUUGCUUUCCGCUGCCAACACAGGGUUAGAUGAAACCAUAGCCAAUAACUCUAUGGAUGACUCCGACACAUCCUUUGAGAAAUCUAAUAAUUCCUUAAACAAAUCCACUGAAUCUGAUGAAGGUGAGAAACCUCCAAGAAAAAUAGAGUACAAAGAAGUUAUAAACACUUUUUUUACUUAUUACGAAUUAAAACCGUGUAAACCUCGUUUAAAUAAGUUGCAAAAAUUGCUAGAAGCUUCUAGAUUCCAAGGUCUAGAGCUGGAAUAUGCUAUUGACAAAUCUACGCUUUUAACUUAUGAAGCGAUUUUCGAAGAAGUUCAAGCGUCGAGAACGGAAUUAAAUGAGGAACUUGAAAAUAUUCAAGCUAUUGAAAUAGACGGUUUUUAUAGACUACUUGAGUUUGACUACGAAUUUAGGGUUCUAUCAUACAUGCUCGACCUUAUUGAAGAAAAUUCCUGGCCGUUAGAGAAAAUAUCGAAAGAAAUAACUUUAGAAAGUUUGAAAGACUUAGUUCCUUCGCCGAUUAUAGAAAGUAUGUUCAAGUUUUAUACUGAAGAGUCUGUAGAGGAAGAUGGGAUUCAGUAUUAUAAGUAUAAGCAGGAGAAAGUGUGCAGGUUUCUGGCGAGAGUUUUAUUGAAGAGUGCUGGCAAAUUCAAUUUGACAGAGUUUAUGCAGGCUUGGAGGGAUUCAGUGCCGGAGGGAAUGGUAACAGAUGAGUCAAUGCUAUGGGGUAUAGCGUUGGUGGACAAGAGCAGCUCCCCGCCGGUAGUGUGGGGCUUCACGGAGGCCGAGCUGCCCGGGAACAUCAACGAGCGGUUCAAGGUUCUGUUCCAGGCCAAGCCAAAGUGGACCGUCGACCAGAUAUCGCCGUACAUCGAAUGUUACGCCACAGAAAAGCUGAACGUCAACGCUCUGCUGACGAAAUACGCGCGAGCGUCUACACAAGAUGGCGUCAGGGUAUUCUCAGCCAAACAUAUGAAAUAAGUACUGAACCUUAUUGUUAAGUUAUUAAGGUAUAAUAUUGUAUAAAACUGAACAACGCUUUCCUGAUGAGAUUCGCGCGAGCGUCCACACAAGAUGGGGUCUGUGUUCUCAACCAAACAUAUGAAAUAAGUACUCAACCUUGUUGUUAAGUUAUUAAGGUAUAAUAUUGUAUAAAGCUGAACAACGCUUUCCUGAUGAGAUUCGCGCGAGCGUCCACACA
Cydia splendana is the source of this 1697-nucleotide messenger RNA. RefSeq names its product sister chromatid cohesion protein DCC1. Bases 197 to 1477 code for a protein of 426 amino acids. The record is from RefSeq and is a predicted model, not a curated record. Gene Ontology annotation, cellular component: Ctf18 RFC-like complex; chromatin; chromosome, centromeric region. NCBI's taxonomy places the organism in Eukaryota, Metazoa, Arthropoda, Insecta, Lepidoptera, Tortricidae. The transcript has 5 exons. Gene Ontology annotation, biological process: maintenance of mitotic sister chromatid cohesion; mitotic sister chromatid cohesion.